This is a messenger RNA of Paramecium octaurelia, 646 nucleotides long. NCBI's taxonomy places the organism in Eukaryota, Ciliophora, Oligohymenophorea, Peniculida, Parameciidae. The record is from the annotation of a GenBank genome assembly.
UUUUAAUAAAAUAAUGGCAGACUUUUGGAAACCUACAGCUGAUUUGUAUAGUGCUCUAUUUGAAAAGCCAAAAAUGACAUAGAAACUACUUGAAAAACCACCUUUUAAAUAUAUAUUCGAUAUUAUAAUGGAAACAACUAAAUUAACAGGUUUCCAAUUUAAAUUUUUUUUAGGUUUUAUAAAUGGUCUUUAUACAGAUGAUGAAUUAGAUGUUACUUACUAUGAUAAUAAACAAAAAAAGCUUAUGUUCCUAUAAAAGAUAAUAGAGUUGACAUCCAUGAUGUUAAAGGAAGAAAUUGCUGCUAAGCCUGGUAAAAUAGCUGCAGGGUUGGAACCAGAGAAUACAAAUCUAUUAUUGUAAGCUAUUUAUAGAGCAGCCGUAAGUGGUAAAAAUAGUGCUCCUUAUAUAGAAGAUGUAUUUUAAAUAUAUAGGAUUUAGGUUCUAGCAAUUAUAGGGGCAAAUCCAAAAGAUUAAGAAGUUUAAGCUCAAGCAAUUUAUAAUUGCAAACCUAUUUAAUAAUAAAUUCCUAACGAAUCUAAGCUAUUACCAUAUCAAAUAAUACAAAAAUAGUAGCAAUAAAUUCAAGAAUUAGAAAAUGAACUAAAAUAAAAAAAUGAGAUAAUUCUAUAAUCUUAAUCAGCUUGA